Messenger RNA from Trifolium pratense (red clover), 1629 nucleotides. RefSeq names its product PHD finger protein ALFIN-LIKE 3-like. NCBI's taxonomy places the organism in Eukaryota, Viridiplantae, Streptophyta, Magnoliopsida, Fabales, Fabaceae. Gene Ontology annotation, cellular component: nucleus. The record is from RefSeq and is a predicted model, not a curated record. The coding region runs from base 419 to 1459 and encodes 346 amino acids. Gene Ontology annotation, biological process: regulation of DNA-templated transcription. The transcript is spliced from 10 exons. Gene Ontology annotation, molecular function: transcription cis-regulatory region binding; transcription coregulator activity; histone binding.
GUCACAUAAAUUCAGUCAACUAUACCAACAAGAGAUGAUAUGAAUAUGAUACAUUCAUUGUUGAGAGACUUGAGAGAUUUGGCUUGAAUUUGAAAGCACCUGCGCAUGUUCAAAUCAGGAAACAAACAAACAAACACCUGGUGGUCGGUGCUCAAAAUCUGAGAAUUUCAAUGUCACCAACACGAUCGUCUUCUGCCUCUUCCCUGAAAUCGAGAUGUGGACCCCACCGAUUCCUCCACGAAUUGUCUCAGCAAGCUCAGAAGGAGAUUCAACUCAGAAGGAGACGGUUUCGUUUCGUUUCAUUCUCCCAAAAUGCUGCAGAUGGUGAUUCUUUUGGUUAUGAUGAGUUGGUGGAAAGAAGAGCAUUUUAAUGCAUCAGAUGUAGACACAAAUGGUCUUCUAAACUUAGCCGAGUUCAAUGACUUUUCUUCACCCGGCUGACAACAUUAACCCAAAGCUUCAACGAUGGUUGUGCAAGGCAAAAGUAAGCUUUUCAGGGAAACCUCAGUAUCUGGAUAAAGUGUUGCAGAAUAUGUUACUGUUUUUUAAAUGCGGAAUAUUUGUCAGAUAUUGGACUUCUGCCUAUAAUCGGAAAACUACAUCCAUCUGGGCAUUUAUGGAAAGCAACAAAGAACAUACUUAUUUCACAGUUCGUUUGAGAAGAAUAUCAGGAGAAGCUAUAAUGGACUCGCACAAAGCGUCGAAAAGGUAUAAUGGUUACACCGUCGAAAAGGUCUCAUCAAAGCUCGAGCUGGUCUUUGAAGAUUUUAAGCGUCGUCGAGCUGGUCUCAUCAAAGCUCUCACCACUGAUGCUGAAAAUUUAUAUAACCAAUGUGAUCCUGACAAGGAAAACCUGUGUUUAUAUGGCUUUCCUAAUGAGGAGUGGAAAGUCAGUUUACCUGCUGAAGAUAUGCCAUCGGAGCUUCCCGAGCCUUCCCUAGGCAUUAACUUUGCUAGGCCGGGAAUGCAAAAAACAGAUUGGCUUUCCUUAGUUGCCGCUCAUAGCGAUUCAUGGUUAUUUGGCGUUGCACUCUAUUAUGGAGGUGUAUUUGAGUUUAACAAAUCUGACAGGGAGCGCCUUUUCAAUAUGAUCAAUGAACUGCCAACAUUAUUGGAAGUUGUUACUGAUGCUACAAAGAAACAAGUUGAGGUGAAGUCUUCAGUUUCAAACCACAGUGGCAGCAAAUCCAAGUCCAACUCGAUAGCGCACCAGGCUCGAGAUCCACGGACUAAGAGGACGAAGGCAUUGAAACCCAAAGUUGUGGAAGUGCAAAUCGAGGAGGACGACGAGAAUAUAUUAUGCAAUAUAUGUUUCAUGCAUCAUGGCGUGGACUCUUUCUGGAUUUUCUGCGACUACUGUGAUCAUUGGUUUCAUGGGAAGUGUGUGAAGGUUACGGCUUCCAUUGCUGCGGAAAUAAAUAAAUACAAGUGUCCAUUCUGUCGGGUGCAAUUCAAGUGAUGAUCUCUUGUAUUUGUUCAAUUUAUAGUUUAUUGUUAUUGUUUAUGAAUUGUUGACUAAAUAAUAUUUUCCUUAAUAUUUUGAGGAAAACUAGGAUAUUGAAACAGAAACUUAUUCAAAAUGAUGUUUUGUUACUAUUUUCCUUGUUGCUAGCUUGGUAAUGGUGUCCC